AUGUCAGCCUCUGCCGAAGAACCAUCCCAUCGCCUCGCUGAUGAUCGCAUUCUGGUUGCCUGUGCGGCCGUCUACACAUAUGAUCGAAUGCUCACCGUCGGGAAAGAGAUCGAGCUCAUAUGGCACCGUAAAAAGAUAGGCGUUGUCAUACCCGUUCUCUUCGCCUCUAUGCAUCUAUUCACGGUCUUGUUAUUGGUGCUCGACAUGGCAUUCAUUCCGUCUCCGCACACAUGUGAAGUAAAGGCGAGUUUCUGGAACUUGAGGACGGGUCACGGCACAGUCGAAGCUCAAAGGGCUCAUCUACCUUCCUUCAGCUACUACAUUCUAUAUAUUGCAGCAGGUGUCAAUGUCUGCUUUCUAUAUUUCGUUUUGGGAGCUGUGUCUGCCCUGCGCGUGUUCGCAAUUAACGGUAGAAGAUACCGUUUUCCCGCCAUUGUCAUGGCUGUCUCGCUUGUUCCGGUCGCGGCGAAUGUUCUCAAUCUUUCCACUGUCUACACGCUUCCUACUGCCUAUCCUUUCCGCUGUGCGGUCAACUGGAGAUUAAGCUUGCCCUUGAUGCGCAACGUCAUGCUGUCGGACGCGAUGGUCCUUUUGGCUACGUGGCAAGCCACCGGUGGGAUCAGGCGGCUCGCUCACGGACACAACAUCAACAUAUCUAUAACAAAGCGCUUGCUACGGGGUGGGACGCUGUACUUCUUUGCACUUUUGCUCAUGAACGCACUCGUCCUCGCACUGUACAUCUCGCCAGCGAGCUUUGUGGCAGGCAACAACAUGGCAUUGCUCUCCGACGUCGCGACGACUGUCUUGCUCUCUCGCCUAUUCCUCAGCCUGCGCGAAGCUGUCCUUGCUCCCCCAGAUCCAACGUUCUCGGGUCCAAACACGUCGCAGACAUCCCACUGGUCCGAUCUACGCUUCGCGCGCGCCCUUGGGCCACUCGGGAACUCGGUCACAGAUAGCGACGCUGGGCAGGGGAUGGAAGACGGGGAAGGCUUGGUUGAAAUGAGUAUUGAGUUAGUUGCUGGCUCAGACACGGCUGAGGAGGUGGCCCGCCGUUCACCUGCUCCUGCGUGGUCUGGGCUUGCCGGCUCUUUCGAGUCGCCUCCGAUCCAAAGAGACUCCUCCACUGCCGUCACUGAUAGGUCACUGCUCGUGGCCAUCGAGGAAGUGGCAUGA
Molecule: messenger RNA, 1173 nt
Organism: Fomitopsis serialis
Lineage: Eukaryota; Fungi; Basidiomycota; Agaricomycetes; Polyporales; Fomitopsidaceae
Exons: 11
Coding region: 1-1173 (390 amino acids)
Source: RefSeq, a predicted model, not a curated record